Molecule: messenger RNA, 1407 nt
Organism: Theileria equi strain WA
Lineage: Eukaryota; Apicomplexa; Aconoidasida; Piroplasmida; Theileriidae
Exons: 1
Coding region: 1-1407 (468 amino acids)
Source: RefSeq, a predicted model, not a curated record
AUGCCUGUCAAACAUUUCAAGUAUAAUAAUCAUCCAAACUUUGCAAGAGGGUCGUAUACUCUAGAUGAAGUUGAUAUCUCUGAGUCCUUUUUAUCUUCAUCCGAGAUUGAAGAAAGAGACAAGGCGCUUAUACUAUAUGUUAUAACUGGGAUAAAAGAACUAAACGUAACAGAGAACGGGUUCUUGUCUAUAAAUACUUUUGAAAAUGGUGAAGACUCAAGUGGCGAAUCUCCACCUAGCGGUUAUAAUAUCAAAGAUGCAGAUAUAAAUCUCGUUUUAUCUGACCUGUCACUUUCUAGGAUAAGAAAACACACGAAAAAACCAAAUGAACGCGAUAUCAGUUCUGAUUUUUUAAGAAAUCUGCAGUCUGAACCUAUUAAAUCGUUUAGUGUCCGCAGUCUACUAGAAGAAAACAGUGAACAUAACCCAAAUAUACGGGGUAGUUUGGAAGAAACCUUUAGAAAAUAUAUUAGAAAAAAUGUUACUAUAGAAGAAAAAGAUCUGUUUGAGUAUUUAGGAUGGGACUAUAUACCAUUUUGUCAGCAAGUAAAGUUGUACCUACUUUUUAAAGAACCUAAUUUUAUGAUAAAGAUAGGAUUUAAAUUGUUACCUGGAGUAAAACCUUUACAAAUUGUUAAAUCAGAAAUCAGCCUACUUAGAACAAAGAGUACUUACAAAUAUCAGGGUAAUGUACCAAUUUAUACUAUUUUGAAGCAAUACACUCUUGAAACAAAAGUUGGAGAAUGUACUAUUAGACCUUGCGAGUUAAAUUUGAGGGAAUAUAUAGUUUUAACUUAUGUUAAUUAUAAUAAAACUCACGACGCCAUAUCUCAUGAAUCAACACGGGAGAAUUGUUCCUAUGAGACAAAGGUUUUACAAAUAAGUGGAACACCAAGAAGACAGUUUAAUACAUUAUCCAAGAUAUUAGAUACUCUAAACAGAGUCCUACCAACCAAUAACUAUAAAUACAGGGAUUAUAAUCAACCUGUUUACAAAAUACCCAAAUACAGAAAACAAAAUUCCAUAAAUUUACAACUCUUAAACAUAUAUGUCAAUGGAAAAUUUAGGACAUUUGUUCCGCUUGUGGCCUACUUGGAUGUUAAUACUGGAAAGUGGUUCCUGUGUUCAAACAUUGUACAGAUUGAUGAUGUUUUUAAGCACUCUUCGCUCUGGUACCCUUGGAAUCAUUAUGCCAGAUACAACAUGAACAUUAUUCCUACUCAAUACAGGUAUUCAACGUUUGCUUCUACGGACAAUAUAAUCUUCAAUAACAAGGAUCUGGAGAAAAUUGUUUCAAAUCAUCGCUGUUUUUCAAAGUAUAAUAUUUAUAAUGAUUCAGAAGAUACAGUAAAAAAUAUAAUACAUGUAAAUAAACCUGGGCAAAAUUCAUUCAACAUAGUUGUUUGA